UGUUAUUUAUUUCUGGCCGCUUUAAGAAUUACUAUAUUUGGCGGAUGCGCGAAACCGUUGUGUUUUUUUUUUUUCAUUAUUAGACAUAUUCGGUUGCCUGCAACCUCGCUUGAGUUUUAUCCCUGUCCAUUGUAUUAUCGAUAACGUUGUUUACAAUGCGAUAAUAGAAUGCAUUUAAUAACCUCAAUCAUUUAGUGAAUCGCACUUUUUAUACUUACAAUUGAAGUGUGUUCUGCUGAUCGGUAAGAUGAACCGUUCGGAGUCGAAUUUUACGUUGCCUUACAGCCAGGCCAACGAGAAGGAACAGGACGAGAAAUUAUUGGAGCCUUUUCGGUACAUCCUCCAAGUGCCCGGCAAAAAUUUGAGGUUAAAAUUGGCCAAGGCGUUCAAUCACUGGCUGAAAAUAUCGGAGGAGCACUUGCUACAGAUCGCCGACAUCGUUCAAAUACUCCACAACGCUAGUCUGUUGUUGGACGAUAUUCAAGACAAUUCUAUCCUGAGAAGGGGAAUUCCGGUAGCCCAUUCCAUCUAUGGGGUGCCCGCCACCAUAAAUUCGGCAAACUACGUGUCCUUUAUUGCUCUGGAAAGGGCGCUUCUAUUGAAACAUCCCCAAGCGAUCACCAUAGUUAUAGAGCAAAUUUUGGAGCUGUACAGGGGCCAGGGCAUGGAAAUAUAUUGGAGGGACAAUUACACUUGCCCCACUGAAGAGGACUACCGUCAGAUGGUUAUUAGAAAAACGGGAGGCCUUUUCAUGCUAGCCAUAAGACUAAUGCAACUUUUCAGCGACAAUACCGAAGAUUUUAACAAAAUUACGGGAAUUUUGGGGCUCUUUUUCCAGAUACGAGACGAUUACAUAAACCUAAAUUCCGAAGAUUACAUGCUCCACAAAAGUUACUGCGAAGAUCUAACCGAAGGAAAGUUUAGUUUUCCCCUCAUACACGCAAUCAACAACCAUCCGGAGGACACCCAGAUUAUGAAUAUUCUAAGGCAAAGGACCAAAGACGUCGAAGUGAAAAAGUACUGCGUGAAGUUGCUGGACAAGUUCGGCAGUUUCGAGUACACGCGGCUGACGUUGAAAAAUUUAGAGGCGGAGGCGAGGGAAGAGCUCAAAAAACACGCGCCCAAUCCCUAUAUGGAGGAGUUCUUAACCUCCCUCGCAAAUGUUUAAAACUCACUGCGCCACUUGUAUUAUAGUGUUACGGUUUUUUCCUUUUCACGGAAUUGUAAUUUAUACAUUGUAAUAUAUACUGGUUUAAAAACGAUUCUGUCGCCAUUUUG
Molecule: messenger RNA, 1278 nt
Organism: Cylas formicarius (sweet potato weevil)
Lineage: Eukaryota; Metazoa; Arthropoda; Insecta; Coleoptera; Brentidae
Gene: qm
Product: terpene synthase
Exons: 7
Coding region: 248-1168 (306 amino acids)
Biological process (GO): isoprenoid biosynthetic process
Molecular function (GO): prenyltransferase activity
Source: RefSeq, a predicted model, not a curated record